UGUGACAUCGUUCACUUCCUCCUCGACCUCUCACCUACUUUCUCUGCCCCCAUAAAGAGCCGUGACAGGCGGCGGCGGUGUUGACGGGCUCUCGGUGUGUGUGUGUGUGUUUGUGUGUUUGUGUGUGUGUUGAGGACCGUGUGUGACCCACACAGAUUCUGUGGCACGUUCUGCUCUUGAGACACAGGUGCCUGGUGGGAACCCUUCAGAAAUGUGGAUGAGCACAUUUGCACGUUUCGCCCUGCCGGCCCUGCGGAGUCGCUCCUCCGCUGCGGCCUACCAGGCUCUCAGGGCUUGUCGUGGACCGGGGCAGGCUGCAGGUCCGCCGCCCGCUCGUCUGACUUCAGUGCAGCUUCGUGGGCAGCAGACCAUGGUCUCGGCCUCGGUCCCUGUGGCGAGCCAGUCCGUGAGGCACGCCCGGGCUCUGGGCGAGGCGCGGAUGGUGGAGGUGGAGUGGGAUGAUGGAGGCACCAGUCUGUACCCAUUCACCUGGCUGAGAGACAACUGCCAGUGUCCACUGUGCACCCUGCAGUCAGCUCAGGCCAGGCAGCUGGUGAUGUGUGAUCUGGACAUCCACAUAGGGAUCGACUCUGUAGAUGUCAUCAAUGACAACAAGGUGUCGGUUGUGUGGCCUGACCAUCACACCAGUGUGUUUGACUCAGAGUGGCUGAGGAGACGCUGUUUCUCUACCGCUGCCAGACAGUCACUGCAGGAAGAGCUUUUCCUCAAUGAUCGUUAUUACUUUGAUUCCAAGCUGAACAUCCCCACCGGCGACUUCGAGGAAGUCCUCCAUGACGAUAAGGCCGCGCUGGCCUGGCUCCUGGCCCUGCGUCGCUUUGGCAUCGUCCGCCUGAAGGGGGCGCCAAGAGAGCGGGGCCAAGUGGCCAGACUCUCCGAGAGGAUCGGUUAUCUCAGGCUCACAUUCUACGGGCACACAUUUCAGGUCCAGGACAAAAACAUGGCAAACCAUUUGGCCUUCACGUCCAAACGGCUCAGUCUCCACACGGACCAUCCUCCGUUACACUUCUCACCAGGAGUGCAGUGUUUGCACUGCAUCCGCCAGGCCGUGGAGGGGGGGGAGAGCGAGGUGGUGGAUGGCUUCCACAUGGUCGAGCUGCUGCAGAGAGAAGACCCGGAGGCCUACAGGACCCUCACCUCCACCCUGGUGGACUUCUCCGACAUUGGGAGUGACUACUGCGACUUCCUGCUGCAGUCCAAGAAACACGUCAUCGACGUCGAUCGUACAGGCCAAGUUGAGAGGAUCAACUUCAACAACUCCACCAGAGACUCGGUGCUGGACCUCCCCGUCCACCAGGUCCAACCCUUCUACAGAGCGCUGAAGGCCUUCAGCGACCUCAUGAACCGCCCAGAGAACGUGGUCAGCUACACGAUGGAGCCAGGUGAAAUGGUGACGUUUGAUAACUGGCGCCUGCUCCACGGACGGAGGAGCUACGUCACCAGGCCCGACUGCUCCAGACACCUCGAGGGCGCCUACCUGGACUGGGACGAGGUCAUGUCUCGCCUCCGGUUGCUGCGCAACAUCGUCCACAAGCACACAUGAGCUCGGCAAACCAAACGGUGACAUUACGUUUUUUUAAAAAAGGAUCUUAGCUAAAGAAUAGGAGCUAAACUACAUAUUGGUGUUGAAGCGCUGAGGUGACGGGGCAACGUGCAAAGGUUCUGAGAUAUUUGUUAACAGUCGAGAGCCGAAUCUUAAGUCGUACGCCAGGAAUUUAUAAAGCAAACAAACAGCAACACUACAAUGCAAAGACAAAAGUUUUUUUAAUGAUUAAUUUCACUGCUUUGUCUUGUCCAGCAGGGGGUGCUGUAGCCCCCUCAUCACCAGACUAUUGACGAAACAUUGUAUAAGAUUAUAAUAUCAUUAUAAUGAUGAUUUUGAGUAAAUUAUUCGAGGAUAAAACUUCCUGGUUCUUGUUAAAAAUCUAUUUACUUUGCACCUGAUUUAAGUUACAGUCGGCCAUUUUCUCUGAUAUCAAAUAUCGAUAACGCUACAUAGAAAUGUUCAGGUGUUGAAACUUAAAGUGAGUCUCUUCAGAAAUGAUCUCUGGGUAGAUUAAGCGUUUAUUUUUCUCUUGCUGCUCGUUUGAGAAUCUUUGUUCCGCUGGUUUUUAAUCCUUUUUACAUUCAAAUCACUUAAAGCUCUGAAUUCUCCUUCAGUCUGAAUCUUGAAGUUGCCUUAAAUCCUGUUUUAGUCGGAUUUCUUUCACUCGCUGACAAAUCCAUCGCCAAACUCCAGAUUUCAGGAUAAAUGUCUGUAGGUGAUCCGGCAACAACUCCAGCCAAUCAGAGCGCAGGAGACCAGUCGUCCCAGUCAAGGUUUCUCCAGGUGAACGUUGAGGUUGUGACUCUCCCGUUGACAAACAGUCGUGUGGUGUGAACUCUCAAAGAGUCCGGAUCACGAGACAGGAAGUCGUGUAGUGUGACGCUGCUGGUUCCCGAACAGUCGCUGUUCAACAUUUGUAAAUUAGUUUGAAGUUAAGAACUUUAAAUAUCUCUAAAUAACCUGGUUCGGAGGUUUCAAGAAACUGAGUCAAACUACAUCUUACUUCAUUAUAAUUAGUACAAGUUUCCUGUUUCUGCUUUAAUGUGAGAUUUCAGAUUCUCAGGAUGAUGCUUGUUUAAAACUCUUGUGCCUGAAUGUGAUGGUGAAGUUUCUGUUAAAUAUAAAAACUAUUUCUACAAAAACAAAACGCAUUUCUCGAUGUUUUUAGCAGAAUAAAUACAUUUAUUUUUUCUUUUCAUAGAAAGGAACAAAAUCUUAGUUUGUAGAUAAACGUUUCAGCGCAGAACUUGGAUGAAAUGAUACGAGAUCGAUUCUUCUUUUGUGUUUGUUUUGCAGGUUUUAUGUUUUUGUUUCUUUUUCUCUCUUUGAUGUUGCAUGAAAGAUCAAAGUGUUGUACAAACGUUUGUAAAACUGUGGCAUCACUCGCUUGAAUAAACGUCAUCGAGCUGAAA
Hippoglossus stenolepis (Pacific halibut) is the source of this 2976-nucleotide messenger RNA. It is a transcript of the gene bbox1, whose product is annotated as butyrobetaine (gamma), 2-oxoglutarate dioxygenase (gamma-butyrobetaine hydroxylase) 1. The record is from RefSeq and is a predicted model, not a curated record. Gene Ontology annotation, biological process: carnitine biosynthetic process. NCBI's taxonomy places the organism in Eukaryota, Metazoa, Chordata, Actinopteri, Pleuronectiformes, Pleuronectidae. Gene Ontology annotation, molecular function: iron ion binding; gamma-butyrobetaine dioxygenase activity. Gene Ontology annotation, cellular component: mitochondrion. The coding region runs from base 212 to 1561 and encodes 449 amino acids. The transcript is spliced from 8 exons.